AUGAUAUUUUUAUGCUUUUCUCAUCUUAUUCACAUUAUCAAAUCAUAUAUUCCACUGCAAACAGUUUAUGGAAUGGAAGAACAAAUACGGAAACUGAAUAAAGAACCAUACAAAAAUCCUCAACUUGUUAAACGUUUUACUGACAACCCCAAUGCUGCAAGUCUCGAUCUGAGUAAUCGUAACCCCAAGCUAGGGGAUGAAGAUAUGGAAAUUUUGGCUGAUCAAUUAAAAACUAACAGGGUAUUAACCGCUCUUGGUUUGCAGCACAACCAAAUCGGAGAUCGAGGAGCAUAA
Messenger RNA from Rotaria socialis, 294 nucleotides. The record is from the annotation of a GenBank genome assembly. NCBI's taxonomy places the organism in Eukaryota, Metazoa, Rotifera, Eurotatoria, Philodinida, Philodinidae.